This is a messenger RNA of Centruroides sculpturatus (bark scorpion), 1075 nucleotides long. Its product is annotated as transmembrane emp24 domain-containing protein eca-like. Lineage: Eukaryota; Metazoa; Arthropoda; Arachnida; Scorpiones; Buthidae. Bases 62 to 718 code for a protein of 218 amino acids. The record is from RefSeq and is a predicted model, not a curated record. Gene Ontology annotation, cellular component: COPII-coated ER to Golgi transport vesicle; endoplasmic reticulum-Golgi intermediate compartment; endoplasmic reticulum. Gene Ontology annotation, biological process: Golgi organization; endoplasmic reticulum to Golgi vesicle-mediated transport; intracellular protein transport. The transcript has 4 exons.
GGGCGUAAACGUAAUUGGAAAAUUUAUUUUGAUUUGAUCAAAUUUGUAAAAAAAAAAAAAAAUGUGCGAAUCGAGGCAAAUUUUAUUGCUUUUGUAUGCAACGUUCCUUCCUUUAAGUAUACACGGACUUUAUUUUCAUAUAACGGAAGUUGAAAGGAAAUGUUUUAUUGAAGAAAUUCCGGAUGAGACAUUAGUUGUUGGUAAUUAUAAAUGCCAACUUUAUGAUCCUAAAACUGGUGGUUAUAUGCCAUCUAGUCCAGGUAUAGGAAUGCAUGUGGAAGUAAAAGAUCCAGAUGAUAAAGUUAUCAUGUCAAAAGUUUACAGUUCUGAAGGUCGUUUUAGUUUCACAUCCAAUGAUCCUGGAGAGCAUGUCAUUUGUUUAUAUUCAAAUACAACCAAAUGGUUUAGUGGAAGCCAGUUGAGAGUCCAUUUAGAUUUACAAGUUGGAGAACAUGCUAUUGAUUAUGGUAAUGUGGCUCAAAAAGAAAAAUUAACAGAACUUCAAUUAAGAGUUCGCCAGUUAUUGGAUCAAGUGGAACAGAUUACUAAAGAACAGAAUUAUCAAAGGUAUCGAGAAGAACGAUUUCGUACAACAAGUGAAAGUACCAGCCAAAGAGUUCUGUGGUGGUCAAUCUUCCAAACAAUAAUUCUUAUUUUGAUGGGAUUGUGGCAGAUGAGGCAUUUGAAAAGUUUCUUUGAAGCAAAGAAACUUGUAUAAAGAUAUUAAUUUUCAGCUAAAUAUGUAAAUGAACAAAAUUUAAAUUGAUAAACUCUGCUAUUGCCAGUAAUGCUAGUCACCGAAAAUAAUUACACGAUUCUAUUUAUUUUUGUUUGAAAAUAAUGUGCCUUCAAGUAUAAUAAUAUUUGCUUAUGUAAUUCUUUGUCAGACAUGAUCUUUUAUAUGAUUCUUAUGAACUUAAGAGUUGUAACAUAGACUCUAAAACUUGCUCAUAUGUUGUUUUAAAAUAAUCAUCCUAAUUUCAUGAUCAGUGUAAUUACCAUUUAGAAAAUUAAUCUACUGUAUGAUGUGAUAAGUUAUUUAUUUAGUUAAAAGAGUUAUAAUUCUGUUAUUGUA